AUGUACAGCACCUAGAAACAGCACAACAGUCGUGCUGAAUACGGGCAGUGCAGUUGAGUCGGUGGUUGACAUGUUGAAAUAGGAUCCCUUUGACUUUGCAUUUAACGAUCUAUUGACACCCCGGUUUAAGAAAUGGGCGCUUGUGGUAUCACCUCAUCGAAGACGGCCUUGGUCUUCCUUAACCUGAUCUUUUGGGCGGCUGCUGGGGUUCUGUGCUAUGCUGGAGCGUAUGUCUUGAUAACAUAUGAUGACUAUGAUCACUUCUUCGAAGACGUGUAUACCCUUAUCCCGGCUGCGAUUAUCAUUGGCGUCGGGGCACUUCUGUUCAUCAUUGGCCUCAUCGGAUGCUACUCCACAGUCCGGGAGAGCCCCUGUGGACUGGCAUCUUUUGUCUUCAUCCUGUUGCUGGUGUUCAUGAUAGAAGUGGCCGUGGUGGUUCUUGGAUAUGUUUACAGAGCAAAGGUUGAAGAACGUGUGAACAGUUCAAUCCAGGGUGUGUACGAUGAAUACAAUGGAACCAACAGUGAUGCUGCUAGCCGUGCUAUCGACUACGUGCAGAGACAGCUCAAGUGUUGUGGGAUCCACAACUACUCUGAUUGGACACACACUCCGUGGUUUGAGGGUUCCAAGAAUAACAGUGUACCGAUCAGCUGCUGCAGACCGGAUCUUGAAACCUGCACAGGGUCCCUGACCCGCACCGAGGACCUGUUCCAAGAGGGCUGUGAAGCUCUGGUUGUGAAGAAGCUGAAAGAGAUCAUGAUGUAUGUCAUCCUGGCAGCAGUGACGUUUGCUACAAUUCAGAUGCUGGGCAUUCUGUGUGCUUGUGCCGUUCUGUGUCAAAGAAGGCCUGCAUCGAACUAUGACCGUCUCAUCACCGGAGAAACAUAUGGGUGAAGAAGUUGUACAUACACUUACAAACACACUCCUUUUAACAUGCAAAUAGAGUUGGUUUCUGUCUAGAAUUGUAUUCUCCAACAACCAAAGGGGAGAACCAUUCUUUUGUUUUGGCCUCUUAAAAAGAAAAUAUAAAGAAAUAAGUAAAGUGUGGAUCAUUCAGUCUCACUGACGGUGAGUGAGGUGUUAAUUUCUAGGUAAGACUAGUCUUAACUAAUCAGUUUGAACACAUUAUUUUGAAAUUGUGAAUGUCUCAAAGAACACUAUUGUAUCAAUAUAUCUCCAUAGAGGGCAUACAAGUAUAGUAUUUUGUCCAUAUAGUUAGUUUCAUCAGCCUUCCAAUAAAAGCUGUAGAAUUGAAUUUCCUGACUUGUAGCGUUUGAAAACUCAAGAAUGUAAAUAAAAUGUAGGAAAGU
Messenger RNA from Gadus macrocephalus (Pacific cod), 1310 nucleotides. It is a transcript of the gene tspan3a, whose product is annotated as tetraspanin 3a. Gene Ontology annotation, biological process: protein localization to plasma membrane; protein maturation; regulation of vascular endothelial growth factor signaling pathway. NCBI's taxonomy places the organism in Eukaryota, Metazoa, Chordata, Actinopteri, Gadiformes, Gadidae. The coding region runs from base 133 to 894 and encodes 253 amino acids. The record is from RefSeq and is a predicted model, not a curated record. The transcript has 7 exons. Gene Ontology annotation, cellular component: membrane.